AUGGAUAGGCAACAGCAGCAAUUGGUGCGAUUAGGUUUGGUUUUGGCCGUCCUGGUCGGUGCGGUUCAGGGUCUGUUCGCACCGAAUGCCCGUAUUAUCAGCCUGCCGAUAGAGGAAAACGUGCCAAUCGUUGAACCGCGUUACGUUGCGAGUGGCCGAAUUUCCGGUGGAGAGCUCGUACAAGGUGAAGAUGUUCCGUAUGCCGCUGGCAUCCUGAUUCAGGGACAAACCGGAGUGCGAUGGUGUGGAGGAUCGCUCAUUACCAGCACCUACGUGCUGUCGGCAGCAAAUUGUUUUGCGGUAACACCAAAUCCCAUAUCCGUUCUGCUGGGGGCUUCUGAUAUGACUAAUGUCACGGAGAUUGUUCCAGCAGAAACGCUGAUAAUCCACAUUGGUUAUGAACCCCAAACGAGCCAAAACGAUAUUGCGUUACUUCAGCUAGCGCGGGCAGCAACUUUUGGACCGACUGUGCAACCAGUCCGACUGCCCAACUGGCGCCAGCUGCAAUCCACAUUCGUCGGUCAGCUUGCCAGCGUAUCCGGAUGGGGUGCUCUCUGGCACAAUGCUCCGGAGAUUUUGCCGAUGAAUGACCUGCGACGGGCCCGUCUACCGGUGAUCACCAAUCUGGCUUGCGGUCUACGAUUCCCGGGAGCCAUCUCGGAGAGUCAGCUCUGCGUGGACGCAGACAUGGGAUCACCGUGUUCCGGCGAUCAGGGCGGCCCAAUGACGGUAACCGAUCCCGACGGCAACAGUACCCUGAUUGGAGUCUUCUCGUACGUUUCGAUACUUGGCUGUAAUUCGGGCUGGCCAGCGGUCUUCACUAGGGUUACGCCCCACUUGCAGUGGAUUCAGUCAAAUUCCAAUGCCGUUAUUUUAGAUGAUUUCGAGUUUUAA
Messenger RNA from Sabethes cyaneus, 894 nucleotides. Its product is annotated as collagenase-like. The record is from RefSeq and is a predicted model, not a curated record. Gene Ontology annotation, biological process: proteolysis. The transcript is spliced from 3 exons. Lineage: Eukaryota; Metazoa; Arthropoda; Insecta; Diptera; Culicidae. Bases 1 to 894 code for a protein of 297 amino acids. Gene Ontology annotation, molecular function: serine-type endopeptidase activity.